This is a messenger RNA of Macrobrachium nipponense, 600 nucleotides long. RefSeq lists its product as uncharacterized. The transcript has a single exon. Lineage: Eukaryota; Metazoa; Arthropoda; Malacostraca; Decapoda; Palaemonidae. The record is from RefSeq and is a predicted model, not a curated record. The coding region runs from base 1 to 600 and encodes 199 amino acids.
AUGACUCCCCAAGUGGUCGAAUCAAAUGACUCCCUCACGUGGUCGAAGUCAAAUGACUCCCUCACGUGGUCAAACUCAAAUGACUCCCCAACGUGGUCGAAGUCAAAUACUCCCCACGUCGAAGUCAAAUCUCCCUCACGUGGUCGAAGUCAAAUGACUCCCCCACGUGGUCGAAGUCAAAUGACUCCCCCACGUGGUCGAAGUCAAAUGACUCCCCCACGUGGUCGAAGUCAAAUGACUCCCCAACGUGGUCGAAGUCAAAUGACUCCCCAACGUGGUCGAAGUCAAAUGACUCCCUCACGUGGUCGAAGUCAAAUGACUCCCCAACGUGGUCGAAGUCAAAUGACUCCCCCACGUGGUCGAAGUCAAAUGACUCCCCCAACGUGGUCGAAGAAACUCAUGACUGACUCCCCCACGUGGUCGAAGUCAAAUGACUCCCCCACGUGGUCGAAGUCAAAUGACUCCCCAACGUGGUCGAAGUCAAAUGACUCCCCCACGUGGUCGAAGUCAAAUGACUCCCCCACGUGGUCGAAGUCAAAUGACUCCCCCACGUGGUCGAAGUCAAAUGACUCCCCAAACGUGGUCAAGAAGGUCAAAUGA